UCUGUAUCCAAUUAGCACGUUGCCACUCCUGCAAUGCAGUGAAGAGUGAAAUCUUCAUUCACCUUUUCAAACCUUGAAUAUCUAUAGUCGAUACUUUCACCCCGACAUCGGUUUACACCUUACCCCGGAACCCGAGCAGCCUGCGCGACCCCUCCGUGAAGAAGCAGCUCCCGAUUAUCCUCUACAGACUUAACUCGUUCUAUCAAACGCUCUGUGCAGUUGUCCUGCAGAAAAUUUCUUCCUACAAUCCCACCACGGGUUUCGUCAUGAGCCGAAACAUUGAGCCUAAACAUUCCGUAAGAGACCAAGAAGAUGAGAUCGACGAUGACGAUUUGUUGAAGGCCUUGGAGAACGAAGAUGACUCUGCAUAUCGAGCCCAACGUAUCGAACAACUCAACGCCGAGCUCGCAUCCGCCCAGAACAACCGGUCAGUGGUCCCUGCCCCUGGCCAGACAACAAUCACCCAAGAUAGCCUAUACCCAACUCUUGAAAAUGACCGGAUAUUGCUCAAUUUCACAACGGAUACCCAUCGGUGUGUGAUCCAUUUUGCACACCCCGAUUUCGCACGCUGUGGCACCAUGGACGAACAUAUGCGGGCUUUAGCAACACAGCAUUACGACGUGCGCUUUGCCCGUGCCGAUGUUAGGGACACUCCGUUCGUGGUGAAAAAGCUGAAGAUACGCGUUCUCCCUUGUGUGAUCGGGUUUAAAGAUGGAAUUGCUGUUGUGCGUGUAGUUGGCUUUGAAGGUCUUGCUUGGGGCGGGCGUGAUGGAACCGACAGCUUCAGCACGGCAACUCUUGAAAAGAGGCUGUUAUAUGAAGGGGUUCUAGUGCAGGCGAAGAUUAGAGAUAAUGAUGACUCCGAUAUAUCUGAUGCAGAUCACGGGGAUGAGGAUGAGGACGAUGGCAGACGACGAACUCAAGGGAAAAGGGCCAUCAGCGGCAGGGGAACGCGGUACAACAGGGAUGAUGAUGAUGACGAUUGGGAUUGAAAAGGGGGAUCGCUGCCGUUUAACCCUAAUAUUCACGAGUUCUAUUGCCACAAUCUUCGCGGAGCUUCCAGUCUAGAACAUAUUGGCCCGGGAUCUGCUUCUUGAGACACAUGGCUUCGUUGUGACUGAUCGCUGGACAUACAGCUCACAAAAGGCUGUAGGUUUCAGGUUCUCCAAGCCCUUGAUCACUUAGACAGCCUUCCACUAAGCAUUGGAACCCGCAUUCCGAAUGGGCCGGAUAAUAAAAUCACAGUAGCUGCAUAGGUAUGAGCUUGCUUGCUGGCAAGU
Aspergillus caelatus is the source of this 1280-nucleotide messenger RNA. RefSeq names its product thioredoxin domain-containing protein. Gene Ontology annotation, cellular component: cytoplasm. The transcript has a single exon. The record is from RefSeq and is a predicted model, not a curated record. The coding region runs from base 267 to 992 and encodes 241 amino acids. Lineage: Eukaryota; Fungi; Ascomycota; Eurotiomycetes; Eurotiales; Aspergillaceae.